Messenger RNA from Hyaena hyaena (striped hyena), 1654 nucleotides. It is a transcript of the gene CHCHD3, whose product is annotated as coiled-coil-helix-coiled-coil-helix domain containing 3. Gene Ontology annotation, biological process: inner mitochondrial membrane organization. The transcript has 9 exons. The coding region runs from base 159 to 908 and encodes 249 amino acids. Gene Ontology annotation, cellular component: MICOS complex; mitochondrion. Lineage: Eukaryota; Metazoa; Chordata; Mammalia; Carnivora; Hyaenidae. The record is from RefSeq and is a predicted model, not a curated record.
AGUUCGGGACCGGGGCCUUCUCCUUGCUUCUUGGGGUCGUGGCCUUGCUCCUGCCGUGCAAGGAAGGUGUCCGGGCGUGUCCACGCGCGUGUGUGCGCGUGGGCCCUGAAGUGCUCGUGCGUCCGCUCUAGGUCUCUGUGGGGGCAGAAGCAGUAGCCAUGGGCGGGACCUCCAGCACCCGCCGGGUCACCUUCGAGGCGGACGAGAAUGAGAACAUCACCGUGGUGAAGGGCAUCCGGCUUUCAGAAAAUGUGAUUGAUCGUAUGAAGGAAACCUCCCCAUCUGGUUCGAAGUCUCAGCGGUAUUCUGGUGCUUAUGGUGCCUCAGUUUCUGAUGAAGAAUUGAAAAGAAGGGUGGCCGAGGAGCUGGCAUUGGAGCAAGCAAAGAAAGAGUCUGAAAAUCAGAAACGACUUAAGCAAAGCAAAGAACUGGACCGGGAGAGAGCGCUUGCCAAUGAGCAGUUAACCAGAGCUAUUCUUCGAGAAAGGAUAUCAAGCGAAGAAGAACGAGCCAAGGCAAAGCACCUGGCUAAGCAGCUGGAAGAGAAAGAUCGAGUGAUAAAGAAGCAGGAUGCAUUCUACAAAGAGCAGCUGGCUAGACUGGAAGAGAGGAGCUCAGAAUUCUACAAAGUCACCACUGAACAAUAUCAGAAAGCAGCUGAAGCGGUAGAAGCAAAAUUCAAGCGGUAUGAGUUUCAUCCUGUCUGUGCUGAUCUACAAGCCAAAAUUCUUCAGUGUUACCGCCAGAACACCCAGCAGACCCUCAGCUGCUCUGAUCUGGCCAACCAGUACAUGCGCUGUGUCAAUCAGGCCAAACAGAGCAUUUGUCAUGGAAGGAAUGAAACCAGAUUCAGGCAUAAAACACAGGAGGAUAAAGAACAGCCCUUGCUGGUCGGGGACAGAGAGUGAGAACACAAGCAUGCUUGAGAAGGGAGGAUAAAGUCAACUUUUAGAACAAGCAGAACUCCUCAACGUUAAUUCCAGAGGCGGAACAUUUUUUUUCCCUAGUGAGAAAGUAACCAUUUAAAGAGAAGACUAUUAAAGAGAAGCACCAGAGAGCAGAUUCAGCCGGGCACAUCCCAGUUUGAGUAGCUGCAGUGCGAAAAGCCGAGGCCUAGAUCAGGUAUCUGCCAGCAAGGACACUGCAGUGUUAGUCAACCCAUUUAUGACCAUUAAAAGAGAAAGGCACCCCUCUCCACCUUUUCAACUUUCUAUUCUUAUCAGGCUCCAUGGUUUGGUGAACCUUCACUCCAGCAAAGCCAGGGUUUGGGAUUGGUGGGGCGAGAGGAGGGGGCGAUGGUAUUUGGAGGGGGGAGGGGGGAGGGGCACCAAACCUCCCUCUCUGCCCAGCGGUGCUGGGUGGAAUUGUCUAGGCUGUGGCAUGUUGUUUUUUCUCUUGUUCUUUUCUCCCCUGACUAUAUAAGAGCUACUUCAUUUUAACUUAUUAUAGUGAUCAUGUAAGGAAGACAAAAAGGAAAGAAAAAUGUACCUCUUUUACUGGAAUAAUGUUUAUGAUUACAAGUGAAAUAAGGCAUUUUUUAUCCACAUAAAGGCAACCUUGGCUUAUACAACCUCUUCUCGAUCAUGAAUACUGACAUCUUUACUUCACUCACUAUCAAUAAUAAAUAUAUUUUCCGACGAAGACCGGCAUUGUA